AUGGUCUACGUUAUUGACAGCAAAAGAGGACAAAACCAGCAGAGAAGCUGGGGUGGAAGUGGUAGCAAAGGCAGUGAAGCGAUGCUCCAGCACAACAUCUCUUCCGACUCAAUGUCGUCGAAGACGAUGCGAGGCGGCCAAGGAUUCGGCUCGGGAGGUGGCAGCGGAUCCGUACUCAUCCAAUAUCUCGUCAUAAAGAGUUAUGGAGGCCGGGGUGGAGGAUUUGGAAAUCUGAACGUCUGAGCGCUUCAUUCAACU
This is a messenger RNA of Anisakis simplex (herring worm), 258 nucleotides long. The record is from the annotation of a GenBank genome assembly. Lineage: Eukaryota; Metazoa; Nematoda; Chromadorea; Rhabditida; Anisakidae.